Messenger RNA from Rotaria socialis, 1122 nucleotides. Lineage: Eukaryota; Metazoa; Rotifera; Eurotatoria; Philodinida; Philodinidae. The record is from the annotation of a GenBank genome assembly.
AUGCAAUAUUCCGGACUGUAUGAACAGAUUCAGUAUUACAAUCAAGAAAAUAUCAGUAUUAAUUUACAUAAUCGAGAUUUAUGGAAUCAAUUUCAUGAAAUAACUAACGAAAUGAUAGUUACAAAAGCUGGUCGUCGUAUGUUUCCAAUUGUAUCAAUAAAUAUUGGUGGAUUAGAUCCAGAUAAAAUGUACACCGUAGAAUUAUCGUUUGAUCAACUUGACUCUCAUCGUUGGCGGUAUGCUAGUUGCAAAUGGCAACCAGGUAUGAAAGCUGAUGAAACUAUUCAUCGUUCACCUUACCAACAUCCUGAUUCACCGAAUUAUGGUCGAACUUGGAUGAAGGAUAUAGUAGCAUUUCCUAAAGUUAAAUUAACAAAUAAAAUAGAUCAAAUAGGAACAUCUCAGGUUUUACUCAAUUCACUCCAUAAAUAUCGACCGCGAAUUUCUAUUAUUGACAUCAUGUCGAAAACGAAAAUCUAUGAAAUAAGUUUCGAUGAAACUGAAUUCAUUGCUGUGACAGCUUAUCAAAAUGAAGAAGUAAAAGCAUUAAAAAUCCGGCAUAAUCCAUUUGCUAAAGCAUUCCUUGAUGUAGAAACUUUCAAAAGAGAAACAGACGAUGAACAAGCAGGUCGUACCUCUAUUUUUGGCUCACAAGAGUCAUCAUCAGGAGGACCAGAUCGAGUUAUACUUCAAUCAUAUAGAUGCUCACCUUAUAGUUACACUCAUUCGCAACGCAGAUCUUCAUUAAAUAAUGGCCUUGGUUAUCCUUCAUCAUCAACAUCACUGUUCGAUUUAUCACCCUUUUACGCUCCAAUAACCUCAUCCAAUAUACCAUGUUCGUCGUCAUCUUCACCUCCACUACCAGAUAGUACGGCUCAUAGUACAAAUCUUUAUUAUCCAUCAUCAUCGCCAUAUUAUUUUUCAUAUGGAGCGCCGUCGCCGCCAUCAUCAUCGAUACCUCAUUAUCCAUUCAUGUAUCCAUUCAAUUAUCCUUUAAAUAAUAAUUCAAAUCAAGAACCAACAUCAUAUUUACAGAUGCAACCACCGAUGGCAAUGCCAUCGACUGAUAAUAACUAUAUGAAUCCAUUGAUACCAAUAACACAGGAUGUUGAACAAUAUUAA